Myodes glareolus (Bank vole) is the source of this 493-nucleotide messenger RNA. Lineage: Eukaryota; Metazoa; Chordata; Mammalia; Rodentia; Cricetidae. The record is from RefSeq and is a predicted model, not a curated record.
UGAGAACCCAGGAACAUCCAUGGAAUCUUGAGGACAACAGCCUCCCCCAGUUCAUAUCAGUGCAUGUCCUCUCUAUCUACAGGGCCUGUGUCUGUAGCUUAGCAUGGCAGCCCUAGAAAAGCGAGCUGACUCCUCACAUCCCUCAAGGCUGGCUCCUGCUGGUGCUUCCUCCAGGUGACUCUCAGCCAUGAAGACACUUGUUCUCCUCUCUGCCCUCGUCCUGCCAGCCUUCCUGGCCCAGGCUGAUUCUCUCCCAGAAGCAACUGAGGAGACUAAAAAUGAGGAGCAGCCAGGGGUAGGGGUCCAGGAUGUGUCCAUCUCCUUUGGGGAUCCAGAAGACUCUGCUCUUCAAGAUGGAAGUGAUGUGAGCUGCUACUGUAGAAAAAAGUCCUGCAGGCGUUCUGAACAAGUCUCUGGAUUCUGCAACAAAGGUCCAGUGCGCUACACAUUCUGCUGCCGUUCAGACCAGAGAGAAGAUCACCAUGUGCUCUGA